CAUGUCGGGGGCUGAUGUGACAUUCCAAAUAUACGGCCCAAAAAAAGAUGAGAAAAAAGCGAAGAACAUCCUCAACAAAUGGAUAGAUCGGGGCUAUAUCGGAAACAUUACUGUAGCUGAGAAAGACAGCUCGAUUAAAACACCACUUUCAAUUCAGAGUGUGGAUAUAAAUCAGCCUGGGUUAAUCAGGGAGGACGAUGAAUUCAUUCUAAGUUGUGUCGCCCGAGGAUCACCGUCAAUAACAUUCCGCUGGUUCAAGGAUGGAACUUUCGUAAAUUUAACCCAUGCAUCACACAAAUGGAUAAAACUGAUAAAAGACCCACACGUGACUGACCAAUAUACGGCGUUGUUGGCCGUGCAAAAGGCUCAAAAGUACGACGAGGGAAAAUUUACAUGCCAAGUGGAGGAUUUUAAUAUUCAGCAAUGCAUGUCGAAAUUUGUUAAAGUCAAAAGGCGACCUUCAGUCAAAAUUGAGCCGAUGAGUUUAACUGUGAGAAAGGUUCGUUCCGCUGCCUUUUCACCCCGCUAAUUAAUUAGAGUACUCAAACAUUCCUUUUUGUUAACAA
Messenger RNA from Dendroctonus ponderosae (mountain pine beetle), 566 nucleotides. Its product is annotated as roundabout homolog 1-like. The record is from RefSeq and is a predicted model, not a curated record. Lineage: Eukaryota; Metazoa; Arthropoda; Insecta; Coleoptera; Curculionidae. The transcript has 3 exons. The coding region runs from base 2 to 529 and encodes 175 amino acids.